AUGGCUGGAUCAUUGAAGCUGUAUGUAUUUGGGGAUGAGACCGGGGACUUCGCAGAGUCACUACAAAGGCUGUGUGAGCGAAGGAAGGAAGUUCUUUUCCUACAUUUCUUAGAAGAGCUUAACAAGGUUCUGAGAGAUGAGAUACGCCGACAGCCUCGCGACGUACGCGUGCAGAUUCCAGAAUUCACAGAUGUGCUGGAUCUUGUCAGACGAUACCGUUACUCGGGAUCCCACAAUCAGAUCCUCGAGACUACUCUGACCUGCGUGUGCCAAUUGGCGACUGUCAUCAGCUUUUUUGGCAACAAAACAUCUCAAUACUUUUCUCAGUCCGACAGUGCCUUCGUUGGAUUCUGUACUGGUUUGUUGUCGGCCUCUUCAGUCGCUACCAGUCGAGACACGUUACAGUUAAUCUCUAAUGCUUUGACAACCGUCAGAGUAGCUUUCCGGAUUGGCGUCAAGGUUAAUGGAGCUGCUCAACGAUUGUCGAAGCAUGGCGAUACUGCUGCCGCUCAGAGCUGGACAACACUCAUAAUAGGGGCUCAGAAAGAGGCCUCGAUAGCGGCACUGGCAAAAUUCAACGAAUCGAAGGGUGUUCCAAAGGCUAAUCAGGCUUACAUAAGUGCGAGCAGUAAAGAUGUGGUUUCGAUUAGUGGGCCCCCGGAAACGACUGCCUCUCUACUUCAGCAUUCAGAAUACCUUCAGAAGUUCAGGACAGUCUCGCUUGACAUAUUUGCACCUUUCCAUGCACCGCAUUUAUACAGUGAUGACGAUGUUGCGGAAGUGUUGCAACCGUUCUCUGACAAGGAUGAGAAGAGGAAGUUCUUCAUCCCCGUCAUCUCAGGUGUCGGAACUCGAUACUCUCAAGAUUUGCAUGUUGAUACUCUUAUGGUAGAGGUCGUGAGAGAUAUUUUGAUCCGACCGCUCUCAUUUGAGAAUGUCAUGAACACAGUCACAGGAACAAUGACAGCAUCGCCACAUAAAGAUUGCCAAAUCUUCUCUGUUGGGCCGUCUCAAUCGAUCAACAGUCUUGCAUCAACUCUGAGAGCGGAGACCUCUGUAAAUGUGACAACAGAAGGACAACUUCACACGGAAAAACCCGACUAUGAGCCUUUGAACGGAGCUCAAAAGAUUGCGAUCGUUGGAAUGUCAGGUCGCUUCCCCAACUCAGACGAUCUUGAAAGCUUCUGGAGUACAUUACAGCAAGGACUGGACGUACAUCGACGGGUUCCUCCGGACCGUUUUGACAUCGAUGCACACUACGAUCCCACUGGGAAAAAACUCAAUUCUACUCAUACUCCGUAUGGAUGCUUCAUCGAAAACCCAGGUCUAUUCGACCCACGUUUCUUCAAUAUGUCCCAACGGGAAGCCUACCAAACAGAUCCUAUGGGAAGACUUGCACUAGUGACAGCAUAUGAAGCUCUCGAAAUGUCAGGGUUUGUGCCUGACAGAACACCGUCUUCAAUGUUGAAUCGAAUUGGUACCUUUUAUGGACAAACAAGUGAUGAUUGGCGGACACUCAACGCUGCAGAGAAGAUUGAUAUGUACUAUAUCCCAGGAACGAUUCGAGCUUUUGCCACUGGUCGAAUCAACUAUCAUUUCAAGUUCACAGGACCAAGUUACAACAUUGACACAGCCUGUUCGUCCAGCUUUGCUGCAAUUCAACUGGCGUGUACGUCAUUAUUGGCAAAGGAAUGCGAUACUGCUCUGGCCGGAGGACUCAAUGUCAUGACAUCGCCAGAUCUCUUUGCAGGUUUGAGUCGCGCACACUUUUUGUCCAAAACCGGAUCUUGCAAAACUUUUGAUGAUGGUGCUGAUGGCUUCUGUCGUGGCGACGGAGUUGGUACAGUUGUACUAAAGAGGCUAGAAGAUGCCGAGGCUGACAACGAUCCAAUUUUGGCUGUCGUUCUAGGCACGGCAACAAAUCAUUCCUCUGAGGCAGUCUCAAUCACCCGACCUCAUGGACCAGCCCAGGAAUUUCUUUACAGAAAGAUCCUGAAGCAUACAGGUGUGGACCCUGUUGAUGUCAGUUACGUUGAGAUGCACGGCACAGGAACGCAGGCCGGUGAUGGAACUGAAAUGAAGUCUAUUACAAAUGUUUUUGCUCCACGAGACCAAGGUCGCCGCAAACCAGAUCAACUAAUCCAUCUCGGCGCACUCAAGUCAAACAUUGGUCAUGGUGAAGCUUCUGCCGGCGUGGCAUCUCUGAUUAAAACUGUCAUUAUGAUGCAAAAGAAUGCUAUUCCUGCCCAUGUUGGCAUCAAGACCACCAUGAAUAAAACGUUCCCUCAUGACCUGAACGAACGAGGUGUUCGAAUUGCUUUCAAAGAAACCCCCUGGGUUUGUCCCGAUGGAGGAAAAAGGCGUGCCUACUUGAACAACUUCGGCGCUUCAGGUGGGAAUACUGGUCUCCUCCUGGAGGAUCGUCCAGCUCUUGUCCCAAUAGGGGGCAGAGAUCCCAGAACAAGUUUUGUUGUUUCGCUAAGUGCCAAAUCGACAUAUUCUCUGGACCAGAAUAUUAACCGACUCGCAACUUAUCUUGAAACGAACCCGGACACAUGUUUGCCAGCGCUGUCAUAUACAACCACUGCCAGGCGAAUUCACUAUCUACACCGUGUCUCUUACGCAGUGAGAAGCAUCCCGGAAAUAUUGAAAUCUUUAAGGUCAAUCCAGCCUAAGGCUAUCAAAUCUGAUCCGAUAAGCUCUGGCAAAAUCGCUUUUGCGUUCACUGGGCAAGGAUCGCAUUACGCAGGUCUCGGAAAAAAACUUUUCGAGGACUCACAGACCUUCCGAAAUGAUGUGAUGGAAUUCGACAGGAUUGGUCAGAGGCAGGGCUUCCCAACUUUCUUACCUCUCAUAGACGGAUCUGUGGAAGUCGGAUCACUCUCGCCAGUUGCACUCCAACUUGGACAAUCAUGCGUUCAGAUUGCACUUGCGCGGCUCUGGCAGUCUUGGGGUAUCACUCCAAAUAGCGUUAUUGGUCACAGCCUCGGAGAGUAUGCUGCACUAAACGUUGCUGGUGUCUUAUCUGUCAGUGACACAAUUUACCUCGUGGGACGAAGAGCUCAACUUCUCGAAGAGCUUUGCACCCCGGGUAGUCAUAAGAUGUUAGCCAUUGCGGCAUCUGUGAGCUUUGUUGUAGAGACUCUGGGUGAUAAGCACAUUGAAGUCGCAUGCAUCAAUGGCCCCAAUGAGACUGUCAUCAGCGGUUCCGCAGAGCAAAUGGAGAAUUUCUCGAAAAAGCUCAAGGCCACCAACAUCAAGUGCUCCUUGCUAUCGACAGCUUAUGCCUUCCAUUCAGCACAGAUCCAAGUCAUCGUUGAGCAAUACAGAAAAGCGGCAAGCUCAGUCAAUUUCGGAACUCCAAAUGUCCCGGUUAUCUCUCCUCUACUUGGGGACGUUGUAACUGACGGCAAUGUCUUUGGACCGGAUUAUCUGUGCCGUCAAGCUCGAGAAGCUGUGAACUUCAUGGGUGCCCUCAAAGUUGUCGAAUCAAAGGGACUUGUUGAUAACGUAAUCUGGCUUGAAAUUGGACCCGCACCUGUGUGCUCUACUUUCAUCAAAUCAUGUCUCGGAAGCAAGACAUUUACUGUGCCAUCGCUGCGCCAGCAAGAAGAUGUUUGGAAGACAUUGUCCGGCACCCUUAGCAACCUUUACUCCAAGGGACUUACAAUCGAAUGGGAAGAAGUCCAUCGUGAGUAUGAAGCCUCCCACACCGUGCUAGCUCUUCCGAGCUACCGCUUCGAGGAGAAAAACUAUUGGCUCGACUACAACAACAAUUGGUGUCUGACGAAAGGCCAAAAGCUUGUCGAGUCAGCCGCUCCAAAGCGUCGGGAACGUCAUUUGUCAACGCCAUCUGUACAGAAGUUAACCAAGGAAGACUUUGGAAAAACAAAGAUUACUGUUGUUGCCGAAUCAGAUCUGUCUGAUCCUGAUCUAAACCACGCAGUGACGGGUCAUUUGGUUAAUGGAUCAGCUCUUUGCCCAGCAGGUGUUUACGCCGAGUCGUCGUUGACUUUGGCGGGCUACAUUUACAACAAAAUCAAGAAGGUAGAAAACGUUGGCAUGGAUGUGCGUGCUCUGGAAAUCAUGAAACCCUUGAUCGCCAAAGGUCGUGAUCAAAAGGAGAAGCAAGUCUUCAGAAUAACUGCCACGGCCGACCAACCUCUGAAGCUAGUGAAGAUCAGUUAUAACAGCGUCUCUGCUGACGGCAGCUUGGGAGUGUUGCAUGCUACCUGUAAUGUUGAGUACGGAGACACCAAAAUCUGGCGUGCAGGAUGGUCGAGACUGGCAUAUCUGAUCCGAUCGCGGAUCAACGUUAUGAAUGAUGGUGUCAAAGAUCGCCAGUAUCAGAAACUCGACCGCAAAAGAGCUUACGAAGGUUUCUCGGGCUUCGUUGAGUACGACAAACAAUACCAUGGGAUGAAGGAAGUAGUCAUGGAUCAGAAGAACCUCGAAGCCACCUCAAAAUUGGAAUUCCAGCCGUCCAACGACUAUGGUGAAUUUGAGAUAGACCCUCGGUUCAUCGACAAUAUCUCCCAUCUUUCAGGAUUUAUUCUGAACGGAUCAGGCGCCACGGACACCAAAAAGCAAGUUUAUGUAUCUCACGGAUGGGAUCACCUACAAAUUGCUCAACCUCUAUCAAGCAGCAAGUCAUACAGGAAUUAUGUCAAGAUGCACGAAGUUCAGAAAGCGACCAUGGCGGGCGAUGUCUACAUUUUUGACGGAGAAGAGAUGGUUGCGCUUGUAGGAGGUGUGAAGUUCAAGGCGAUCCCCCGAGCUGUCAUCGAUCAACUCUUACCUCCUCUCAAGGGAGCCACAUCUCAAAUGGCUGCCAUCAAAGACAAGCCAGUCAAGGACUUAAAACCCCUCAGGAAGUCUUUGCCUCAACAGAAACCAAAGGCGGCUGUGACUAAAGCCAGCCAAGAGCUACAGGAUCGAGUGUCUGUGCUACAAAAGCAGAACAAAGCAAUAAUUGAUGAUUUCCUGGCUUUAAUAGGCGAGGAGUUAGGUGUGGAGCCGUCGGAGCUUCAAGAUGACACCGCGUUUGCUGAUCUUGGCCUGGACUCACUCAUGUCGCUCUCAAUCACUGGGCGUAUUCGCGAGGAACUUGGCUUGGAAGCUGUCCCGUCUUCGUUGUUCACUGAUUUCGCUACCAUCGGCCCGGUGAAAGCAGUAAUUAUGAAGCUUACGGACGGUUCUUUCGAUGAAACUACGACAGCUACCACAGAAGAAGAAGACCCGUCUACGGCAGAUGCAGAUGACACUGAGAUGGAUAAAGAGAUUCCUCUUGCAUCUACAAUCGCGGAUCCAUCUUUCAGCGAAUCUAUGGAUGGGUUGUUAGCCAUCGUCUGUGAAGAGUUAGGUAUGGACCUAGCGGAGCUGCUCGAGGUGCAGCACUUCGCUGAGGCUGGUGUUGACUCUUUGAUGUCACUUACUAUCACCGGGAGAGCUCGCGAAGAUUUGGAGAUGGACAUUUCGUCCUCGUUCUUCGUGAACUAUCCUACUGUCGACCAGGCAAGAUUAGCCAUUGCAUCUCUCAUGGGUAGUGGCGAUCAGACCGGAACUACCACACCAUACAGCGUCAGCGAUGAUGCUAAAUCAUCAACGAGCUCUUUGACUACAAGCUCGGUGAUUACAGCUAGCGCUCCGGUGCUCGACAGCAUUGCUAAGCCUGACUACGACUUGGAAGUACAAGACAUUAGUCGGUCGGAUCGACCUGCAACAUCAAUCGUACUGCAAGGGAGUCUUAAGACUGCUUCAAAGACUCUUUUCCUUCUACCUGACGGAUCAGGUUCGGCAACCUCAUAUGCUGCUCUUCCCAAAAUUUCACCAGAUCUAUGUGUCGUCGGUCUCAAUUGCCCUUUCAUGAAAAUUCCUUUCGAGUAUACAACCGGAAUCGAUGGUGUUGCGUCACUGUACCUUUCUGAAAUCAGGCGAAGACGACCCGAAGGUCCAUAUCUUCUCGGAGGAUGGUCUGCUGGCGGUGUGUUAGCGUAUGCCGUGGCAUGCCAACUGAUGGAAAUGGGAGAAGAGAUUGGGGCUCUCUUCUUGAUCGACUCGCCAUGCCCAAUCAAUCUGCAGCCACUACCAUCUGAGCUGCUACAUUUCGUCGACUCACUUGGAUUGCUGGGGGUUCAAGGAUCAGCGCCUGACUGGUUGAUCCCCCAUUUCGAGGCAUCAAUCAAGAACCUUGCUGAUUUCAUGCCAUAUCCCAUGGAUCCGGAAGAAGCACCAAGAACACAUAUCAUCUGGGCUCGCGACGGACUUGUCUCGGAAUCGGAUGAGAAGCAGUUUCCGAGAUCUAAUGCCGAGGCGAAGAGUGUCAAGUUCUUACUUGAUGGCAGACAGAGCCUCGGAACCUACGGAUGGGAGAAGUUGAUUGGCUCGGAAAACAUCAGCGUGGAUUUCAUAGAAGGCAAUCACUUCACGAUGAUACGCGAACCAAAC
Penicillium soppii is the source of this 6447-nucleotide messenger RNA. Its product is annotated as type I polyketide synthase. The transcript is spliced from 2 exons. Gene Ontology annotation, biological process: fatty acid biosynthetic process; secondary metabolite biosynthetic process. Gene Ontology annotation, molecular function: 3-oxoacyl-[acyl-carrier-protein] synthase activity; fatty acid synthase activity; phosphopantetheine binding. The record is from RefSeq and is a predicted model, not a curated record. The annotation marks the transcript as partial. Lineage: Eukaryota; Fungi; Ascomycota; Eurotiomycetes; Eurotiales; Aspergillaceae.